Batrachochytrium dendrobatidis JAM81 is the source of this 1950-nucleotide messenger RNA. RefSeq lists its product as uncharacterized. The transcript has 3 exons. Gene Ontology annotation, biological process: cilium assembly. The record is from RefSeq and is a predicted model, not a curated record. Gene Ontology annotation, cellular component: ciliary basal body; axoneme. The coding region runs from base 53 to 1453 and encodes 466 amino acids. Lineage: Eukaryota; Fungi; Chytridiomycota; Chytridiomycetes; Rhizophydiales.
ACUUUUAAACACUACACAUUUGGACUCUAUAUCGAACGCAUAUUAUCCACAGAUGGAUACUUUACAAAAAUCAGCACUUGGUUUGGAAAGUACUCCAUCCAUAUCAUUAGAAGUACAACUUUCACCAUCAACAGAUUCGCAGCAAACCAUAUUUAGUCAUCCACAACCUUUACCCCUGUCACACUCACUAAUCAAUGCACCUUUGAUACAACAAAAUAAACAAGAAAAACAACCCCAGACAAGCUCAGUAACAGAAGAAAUUGAUUUUGAAGCCUACACUGAUAUAGAGUUGCAGCGUCUUCAAACUGAACUGGAACGCAAGAUGCAUUUUUAUGAGGCCGAAAACAUCAUGUUUGAAAGCUACUUGUGUCGCGUCACGCCUCAAGGAAAAGAGGAUGAUAAAGGGGAUGCAAAUGGAUCAGUACGAACAGGUGGUGCAGGAACAAAUAUUGACAAUUCAGACUCUCAAGAUCGAGGAAAAGAUACUCGUCGUGAAAAAAAGAAGAAAAACGAAAAGGCUAAAGAAGCAGAUCGCCCAUUGCUCCUCACAUCCGAACAAAAGAGUGAGAUUGCUACAAGAGAGCUGGAAGAACUUAGAGACGAGAUUCAGCAUCAGCAGGAAGAGUGGGGCAAAGUCAUGGACAAUUACAAGGCUGAAAUUGAAGAGGUCGAAAUCCGUGUAUCGGAAAUCAAAAAAGCCAUGUACGAGUUUCGCAGAGAUAUUGUUCAGCAGGCCGUCAAUCAACGUACGGGCAAGGUCAUGGCUGAACGAGUCAUCAGAUACUUUGAAGACAAGAUCCGUGGAAAAGAUGCAACGAUUGAAAAGGUCCGGCUCAAGAACGUUACGCUAAAAGUUCAAAAAAACAAGCUUCAUUUGCAGUUGAAACAAAAAGAAGAGAUGGGUGAGGUACUGCAUGCAAUUGAUUUUGACCAACUCCAAAUCGAGAACAAACAGUACUUGCAGAAAAUUGACGAGCGUAACUCGGAGCUGCUCAAACUCAAAAUGACUGCCGGGAAAACAGUGCAAAUUCUCAACUAUUAUAGAAAAAAACUUCAAAUGCUAUCUUCCGAGUCGACAAGACUGCGAUCGGAGAUUGAACAACGCCAAGAUCUGCUUGGAAAAUUAAAUAGCGAAGCCCAAGUGGUAGACAAUGAUAGGCGCAAAAGCGAGAGAUUAAAUGGAUGGAUAUUAAAACAACUUGAUGACUACAAGGUUCCUGAUGUGAUGGACUAUGUAUUGGUCAAAGCAUCACAGCAUGAUCUAAACAAGAAACUCAAAGGAUGGGAGCGUAAAGUUGAGAUUGCCGCAAUGCAAGUCCAGAGAAUGCGAAAGAUCUGGCAACAAAUGAGCAUCGAGGCAGAAGGAAAUCGACAGGCUAGAAAGUUUGAAUCAAGUCGCAAGCAUCAAUCUCUGCAGCCUCUUGAGCUUCCCAAGAUUGGCAUGUACAACUGAUUUCUUAAAUCCAAGUUAGUCCAAGCGUUGGCAGAAACUCUGAAUUAUUAUCAGUCCUGAUUAUAGUAAUCCAUGACAGUCAAUAAUUAAAAGGUUUAAACUGAAGUUGGAUUGUUUUUAUUUAUUGGGUUCGGAAGCUGCAGGUUCAAAACCUGGUGUGUAGCCUGCUCCUGGGCCUUUAGCAUCCCUAAUCAAAUACUCUAGUUUUCUUUCCUUGACGGCUUUCUAUAGUCAUGGAUCAGUAAAGUAUAGUAUUAUCCCAUGAGUAUAUGAAUGAAGACAGCUGUAGUUCACAUCCAUCAACUAGAAUCAGGGUUACAACUGACCCACACACAGUUCCGGUAUUCUAAGAGUAUAGCAUCGCAUGAGGGUCUGUAGUCACCUUCCAGAAACUUUUCUGCAUACCAUUUGUUGAAGCAAGUAUCAUAUUUUUGUUUGAGUUCGUUGCACUGGGGGCUAAGUGAUGCCAUCACAGUUGAAAAUAAGAAUGAGAAUGC